AUUUUGAUUGGCUAAUGAGACCUUCAUUGUGACUUUCCGCCUCUCCUUGGGUAUCUGUUUUGGCGGUUUAAGCAAAAUGGUGGUGCUCUUAACGGCGACGGUAUUAACUGAAACCUCCCCUGCAAGGACCUGAAAGGGUUCGCGGCCUCGGAGUGGCAAUAGGGGAGCUUUAUGGGGUGGUACCGAAAAAACUCUUCUUGAAAGCGAGAAAAGAGUUUUGAGGCGUAGCACCAUCACCACUUAUCAGUUUUCUGUGGAUAGCUGGUUGCGUUUUAUUGCCAUCCCACCCCGGUCCUGGGUUUUGAGGAUACGUGCAAACCGUUUAAUUGGGCUGAUCUGGUUGCAUUGCUGAGAUGAGCGCGCCCCUUUCGCUUUCUUCUUGGGAGAAAGACCAUCUCUGGCUUUAUCUUUUGGCUCUGGGCUUCGACGCUGGAGAAGCCGCCGCCGGGAAAAUUUCCACCCAUCUCCGCCUGGGCGUGAACUUAUUUGAUAAACCAAACAAAGAUGCAUUUCAUAUCGUUGCAUACUUCUUGUUUUCAAAGCUAGACCAGUCCCAUUGUAACGAUAUCUUCAGAUUAUGUUUUCCUCCAACAGAUAAAAAGGCAGACUCUGAAUUCAGGAAGCAUAGCUGUGAAUUGCUAAGAAGAAUUUCAGAUGAAUGUGGGAACAGCUUUCCUCCAGUUGUUGCAUCUUUAUUCCUCUCACCUGGUGGUCCUAAGUUCAUUCAUCUAAUGUACCACUUUGCAAGAUAUGUAUUGAUGCAUCAUAUUAAAGCAGAUUCUGCAGAUGCCAGCAUGCACUAUCCAGAAGCAGUGAAUUCAAGACCUCUGGACUUUAAUAUUGCAGUUGCAAAAUAUCGUGUGGCACAAAACAGAUUUUUACAGAAUCUACAAAAGGAAGAUUUAAUAAUCCAAGAACUGCAGAAAAAAGCACAGCUUUUUGGUAAACGAAUCAGAGAUUUAAGAUUUGAAAAUGCAGAUCUGGACAAGCAGCUCCAAAAAAUGGAAAAAAAGAUUGAUCAAAACCAGAGUAAUACAGAGGAGAGAGUUGAAAAGGUUCGCUGUUUAUGGGCAUUGAUCAUGGAAACACUUACACUUCUGCAAAAAGAAAGAGAAGUUGUAGAUUCAGUUGUCAAAGGUCAUGUUGACCAGUAUGUAUUAGAUGGCACAAGUGUUGCUAUUAACGUUCCAAGAUCUCUUCUUGAAAAAGUUGAAAAGGAAAUGCACGAAUUUCAUGUAGGGAAUGUCUAUGAAGAAGGAAAACUAAACAUUUUAACUGUCAUCCAGUUACUAAACAAAGCCUUGGAAAUGUUGAUGCAUUCGCACCGGCACAUUGACAAGAAUGCACUAAAAUUGGAUCUUCAGUACAUUGAAGGAAAGACGAAAUUCCAGAAUGAUACUUUACUGGGGCUUAAGUCACUGAGGCAAAAAUUAAAACGUGAGGAUCGUGUUUCAAUAAACCAGUCAAUUGCUGAAAAACAACAAGAAUGGGAUAUGAAGUGGGAAAACUAUCUUGGCCAAUCACCUUUUCAUUUAAUUAAAGAUCCAAAUCCUGCACUUGACUUAUUGCCAGCUAUGUCUCCCCUUUCUUUUACUCCUGCUACUGAGGAAGCUUAUAAAAGCAGUGUCUUCUGCCAGUACCCUGCAUCAAUUCCAGACACUACUAAAAAGAAGAAUUUUCAGAAGAACAUAUUUGAGAUACCUGGUAAAGCAUCAGGAAGUCAAGAUGGUUCAACUAUGGUAACUGCAGAGAGGAUAGUUAUGUCCUCUUCUAAUCUAGCUGCAGAGUCCGAAAACAGAAAACACAGAUCUUUACAAAAGAGAUCAAAUACUGAAGCUCCCAAGAGAACAGAUCACUCUAGUUAUCAGAUCUUAAAAUAUAAAGGAAGAAAUCCUAGACUUGUGGAAACUGUAAAGAAAAAAACAACUGAUGUAUUUAAAACACCACCUUCUGUUAAAAGAGAAGAUCCUCUUAAGAAGGCACAAGAACAACUGGCAGAACAGGUGGCAGAUGUAGUAGUAUCUCAUUCACCCCAGAGCACUCAAGGGAAAGGAAAGGAGAUGGAGGACCUGAUUGGCACCUUAAUCUCAGAUCCCUUCUUAACAAGGAAACAGAUUCCACGGACUCCAGAAAAUCUGAUUACUGAAAUUAGGAGCUCCUGGAAAAAAGCUAUACAGGCUGAAGAAUCCUCAAGUAUAGAACUGAAUCAUACUGAAGUGACAAAAGAUGCAUCAGUCCCUGCCUUUAGAAACCGAAUGGAUUCAAGUAUGGCAUGCUUUAUGUCUUCAUGCAUAUCUGAUACCGCAGAAUCUCCCUUUCUGGAAGUGCAGUCUCCAUUUAGUUUCCAGCAGGCGGUUACUAGACAUGGUGAAUUGCCAACGCAACAAGCAGCUGCUGGGACACUGGAUGAGAUGUUUAGCGAGCAAGGAUUAGCAUGUACAGUUUCAGACAAAUGUGUAACAAAAACUCUAGAGCUUGGCCUCAAGACUGUAAAUAAACAUGUGACUGAGCCAGAUUGCAGUCCAGAGAACGGUAUUGCAACAGAGACUUUAUCACCUUAUGUGAGUCAGAAUUCUUCUAUGUGUACAACUCUGCCAUGGGAUGGUUCUCAGAUUGUAAGUGGAAUUAGUUCUGAUAGCCAUGAAGUUAUCCAAUUGGGCAUACUUCAAGAAACCCUCCCGGAGGAAGGAGGAUCCAUAAGUCUUAAUAGUUUUAAUGAUUUUGAAUUGGAUGAAGUAAGAGAAGAAAACUCCAGGGACGACAAAGUUUUGCCAGACUGUGUGGGAGAAAAUGAGCGCAAACUGGAUUUUCAGUCCAUACGAAGCAGAUAUGAAGCACUGAAACAGACUGUUCUUGAAAACUCAUUGUCUUCUAAAAAGCAAAUCCCAAGGUGCAGAUCAGAGUUUAGUCUCUCUCCAGUGAGCCUGGAAACUAAUUGUGUGCUUACUCCUUUGGGAAAGCCAUAUGCAUCAGACGCAGAACUUAAGAAGAUACCAUCGCACAUGAUUCAUCUUGAAACAAAGGUCCUUCUCUCCCCUCUAGUUGCGUUUUCUCCAGUACAACAGAGAAAGCAGUCAAGCUCACAGGAUCGAGGAGAUCUAUUUAAUAAAUUGAAGGAAAAGUAGCAUGGAGCUGGAUGCAAAAGAAUCCUCAUCUAUAAAGAUUUGUAAAGAUGAAACCAUUCCUCGGUUUUAUAAUGAUGCACUAACUUUGGAAGUAUCACUUACAUAUGUCACUUUUACCUGAAGUACUUUUGUAAACCUUACACUUUAAUUUAGAUGUUGGUGUCAACUAAUGCAAACCCUGGCUUAGUUUGUUGCACAGUAUCCUUGAUGAUAAAUUCUCUUCUGUUUUGACUAAUCAAGAGAUGCUGAGGAAUUCACGCCAUUUGAGACUGUCACAAGCAUGGCAUUUUAAUGUUAAGGGACUGAAACAACGAAUCUGAUAAUUGAAAUGUCUAAACAGAUAAUAGUGCAUUCCAAGUCCAAUUUUGACAGAUAAAUCUUACUCUAACUUUUUAAACACGUGUAUCUAAUGAAAUGUUCUUGUAAAUAAUUGGCUAAGCCAAUUGCCUAUUCAUAUUUCAACUUUUUCCCUUGUGGGAAUCUAGAGAAGUUUAAGAAUAGUCUUAAUUACUUAUACAGAUGUUUUUAUAUUUCUCUACUGUGUUUUCUCUUAAUAUUUGCUGUUGCAAGAUGCUCCCCCUAACAGGUUAUCAUGAAAAAUGAACACAGUCUUGCUGAUGUCUCUUUUUAGUCAUGUAUGUGAAUAUCCAUGUCUCUGCUGUCACCUCUACAAACCCUGUCUACUUCGUUACAGUGCAAUGUAGAAACUACCCCUUCAGACUCUGCAUAGCAUUCCAAUAGGCAUAAAGUAAAAUGAUGGAGUGACUGCUGAGGAUGCAGCUUUUCCACUUCAUUCUACUUUAACUGACUUUAGAUAAUGCUGCCAUUGAUGUUAUUGAGCUAUAGAGAUACAAAAAUUAGGGGUAGUGGGUAUUUAAGAACUAAUCUCAUAAGGAGAGCUUACUUUGUUAGAACUCAUUUGCCUAAACAACAUGGUCAUGUAGGAAGAACUGAAUUCUAAUAACGAAUGUCUUGUCUUACAACUGUUUGCCUUAAAAUAUUUAUUAAAAUAAAAUGUAUUACUUUUUGAAAAGAAAAAUGAUUAACGUACUAAAAAAGAAGUAAAUUUAUUCAAGUCUAUGUGAGCGGUCCAACUUGUAUGUUAUACCUGUUUAUUUUCUUUCCUCCUCCAGCUUAUGGAUAGUGGUCUGUUCAUCUGAGUAGUGUAGCUUCUGAACUGGUAAAUUAUUACUUAAUUAACUGUAUUCUGUGGAGUUUCUCUGGUAACAGAAGUAGCAUUGUCACAGCAUGCAAGUUAAUUGCCUUCUUGCAUUUUAUAUUGCAGCAUUCAGACUGCAGGUCGGGAAGUGGGGCUGCCAGAAAUUAAGAUUUUUGACAUUUAGAAGCCAAUUUUGUUCUGCUUUGUCAUAGUAAAAUCCUCACAUCUGACUUGCUACAUUUUCAAAUAGUGAGUUUUUAAUAUAGCAAAGUCCCUAUACAAGAGACAAAGUCACAAAAUCCCCAUUUUUCAAUUAAUGUCUAACACCAUUCCAUGUGAGAGUCUCUUGCAACAUUAUAAUGUUGUUUUUCACACACUGAAAGUUGGGCCCUGGAUAUUUUGCCACAUUAAACAGUUAUAUUUGAAUUGGUCUGAAGAUUCAGUAAGCCAUGUCAAUAUGACAGCUGCCCAAUCAAACAAAUGGAUCUGCCUAAAGAGAUAGAUGUAGCAUCUUUUAAUUGAAUUUGCUAACUAAUUUUUAAAGUUUCCUAAUGUCAAUAUUAGCAAAACUACAAAAUCAUUUUGGAAGAGAAUUUGGAAACUGAUUCCAGAGAACAGAAUCUAGUUAGCCAAGGUUAGUGGGUCUCACAAAGCCUUCUGCCCAGCAAAUGUUUGAGGGAGACAGAAGGCCCCUAGAAACAGCUGAAGGACCCUCCCCCCCCAUCCCUCUUGAUAAGUGCAUCCUGCUCUCUUUAGAGCAGGAGAGAUGACACUUGUUAAAACUGUGUGUCCAAUUAGAUGCUGCAAAGGAUACCAGACUUUAGGCCCCACUUACUUAAAGGACUUUGGAGGGAGUUGUUUUCUGGCAACUGCCAGGAAGGAAGUCUGCUUCUGUCAUGGGCUAGUAAGUUUCAGCUGCUUGGAUCCACUCCCUUGCCUCAGAGCUUGUUGUUAGGAGUUGCUGCCUGAUACGAUGACACCAAGGAUAAGAGCAGGAAAUGCUGUCUGAAUAACCCUGGUUCCAUAUAGAAUCCAAUGUAAUUUCUGUUCCUUUAUUAGAUUGGAGAAUAUUUUGUAAGUUGCUUUGAGAUCAUUUUGGGACUAUGAAGCAGGAUAUACAUAUUCUACAUAAUACAAAAAGUCUUGUGACCUGUCUUGUGUUUCUAAUAUAGCAAGUAUUCGAAUAUAAAACGUGUGUACAAAUCUAUUUUAAAUUUUACUGGGCAGUAUGCAGGACUUGCUCAGCUCUUCGUCUUCAUUGAAAUCUUGAAGAAAAUGUGCCGCAAAUGCCGUAGGACCAGAAACCAGAAAACAAUAGGUGUUUCCAUGUGUUACUAUUGCUGCGCUUUUGGCAUCAACAUUUUCAAAGGACUAAUUCAUAGCUCCAUGUGUGAGAGUAACAGUUCACAAACAAAAAUAUUGUCAAGUCAUGUUAGCAGCUGUAUUAACUACAGUUUCCCCCCUU
This is a messenger RNA of Rhineura floridana, 5749 nucleotides long. It is a transcript of the gene HAUS6, whose product is annotated as HAUS augmin like complex subunit 6. Gene Ontology annotation, cellular component: HAUS complex; mitotic spindle microtubule. The record is from RefSeq and is a predicted model, not a curated record. Gene Ontology annotation, molecular function: microtubule binding. The transcript has 17 exons. Bases 354 to 3125 code for a protein of 923 amino acids. Gene Ontology annotation, biological process: spindle assembly. NCBI's taxonomy places the organism in Eukaryota, Metazoa, Chordata, Lepidosauria, Squamata, Rhineuridae.